AUUUCUAAAAAGUUUGUAAAUAUAAGUAUCUUUAUAAUACAAUUGAACAGGGUAUAGAGAGGUAGUGGAUGAGUGACUCACUUUUUGAUAUCCGUCAUCUUAAAUGGUGUGUGUUCGUCCGCGCUUGUCUCCCGUGCGUGACUGAGUGUGUGAUAUUGGGGCAUGCGCACGAAGGCACGUCGGACCUGGGUGCCAUGUUUUCGGUAUUUGUGAGAAAUGACGCGCAUGCGCCCUGGUAGGAACCACCGCACGGCCGGCGUCAGGCUCGAGACGGCAGUGAUUGCAGAUUUUCCCUGUCAGACAGACGGAAGGAAUGAGAAAGGGCGAAGGACUGGGGAGCCACUGACACACGGACAGACAGGGGCCCAGAGAGGGAGGACGAGAUGGAGGAAUGAAGGAAUCAUAUCAGGGAAUAAGAAAACGGCUGGAUUAAUAAUUCAAACCAUUACACUUUACAACCAGCGACACCGCAGAUGCCAUCUGUUUAGCAUCGGUUUGUGCAAUAAUCCCGUGUAUUGCAGCGAUUCCUUCAUUCAAGGAGAAAAAGCGGAGAGCCACCUGGCUACUAUCAUAGAGUGGAGUACAAUGACAACCUGGUGAAUGUAGGAUAAUCUAUCUAACCAACGGAAUGCAAUACAACCGGAAUAAGGAAUAAAGGACCGUUCCGGGUGAGCAUCACCAACCGGGAGUGAUGAGAAGAACCACGGGGAGACAGGACCGUGUUUCUGCUGUCGCCUGUCAAGGGUAUUCUUCCUGUGUGUUGUGGACUGAACAUUUAUUCUUCCAGCACCCUCCUCCUCCCCUCCUCCACCGGUGUCGUCUGGGGGUAGUAACAUGGAGAGCUCCAGUGGCUCCGGGAUCAGCGAAUCCACCAAACCGCCAAACCACCAGUUGGAGAAGAAACGGUUAAACCGAGCAUCGUCUCCGGCCAGGCCGUUCCUGAAGGAUGUCCACUCCUUCCGCUCCUCGCCCAAACCAACGGUUAUCGUACCAAAAUCCCCCAAACUGACCAAGCAUCAGCACUCUUCUCCUGUGCCCGUGUCAUCCAAUCAAAGCCGCAUCACCAGGCGCACCCCAACCGGAGCGAAGGAUAACAAACCGGCCGCGGUGAAAAGUCACAGCACCAAGUCCUCCACAGGCACGAGAAAGACUGUUAAGGUAAUCCAACAUGCAGCCCCGGAGCAUAAAACGACCGCCGCCAGCAAACCGACAUCGGACAGCAGUCCACACCUCGCCCUCAAAGCCAAGAAGAGUAAAAUAGCCACUCUGACCGCGUCUCACCACCGCCCACUCAGCCAUGGCUCACCAAUCCGCGUCCCAACCGGUGCUAUCCCUGUCGGCAGGGUCAGUCAGACGGACAGCAACUCCGAUCUCUCCGACUGUCCCUCUGAGCCCCUAUCCGAAGAACAACGCCUGACCGCGGCCGCCAGCAGCGACGGGGAGUCGGGGGGCUCUGGGUCCAGCGACAGGGAUCAUGUGGGAGCGGAUUAUCCUCUGCAGGCAGGAGCAUCAGCAACAGACGCGGCAGGGGCUACUGCUUGUAGUGGUGGGGUUUCAUUGCGCACCGCGGAGGGUGCGGUAGUGGCAGCAGCGGGGAAAGGCGGCAUGUCUCAGGCUCCAGGAGCAGGUGCUCACGGUCACGGUGGAGAUGGGAGUAAACAGGGGAAAUCGAUAACAAGCGCAUCAUUUAUAAAACUGGAAUGCAGCAAGGAGAUAAUCGAGGAGGAUUUGAUACGGGAAAUUGAAGACCUACGUUCUGAAAACGACUACCUCAAGGAUGAAGUGGAGGAGCUGCGUGCAGAGAUGGAGGAGGCCCGGGACAGUUACCUGGAGGAGGAGGUGUAUCAGGUGCAGGAGUUACAGAGGGAGCUGGACCGGUCCAAUAAGAAGUGCCGGAUCCUCCAGUACCGUCUCCGUAAGGCGGAGCAGAAGAGCCUCAGAGUGGCCCAGACUGGACAUGUAGAUGGAGAGCUGCUACGCAACCUGGAACAGGACAUCAAGGUGGCCAAAGAUGUGUCAGUGCGUUUGCACAACGAGCUGGAGAAUGUAGAAGACAAGAGGACCAGGGCUGAAGAUGAGAAUGAGCUGCUGAGACAGAGGAUCAUCGAGGUGGAGAUCUCUAACCAGGCUCUGCACAAUGAACUGGACAGAACCAAAGAGACUGGUACACGACGGAGAGGAAGCAGGGAAACGUUUAGGGACAAGAAGUCUAUGAACCAGGAGGACAGUGCAGAUCUCAGGUGUCAGCUGCAGUUCUCUAAGGAAGAAUCCACCCUCAUGCGUAAGAAGAUGGCCAAGCUGGGCAAGGAGAAGGACAAGCUAGAGCAGGAGAUCCAGCAGUACAAGUCAGUCUACGGGGACGUGGACAGCCCUCUACCCCUUGCAGAGCUUGCAGGUGGUGGGCCCCACAGCACCAGGGAGGCUGAGCUACGGCUCCGACUCAAACUGGUGGAGGAAGAGGCAAAUAUUCUGGGGAGGAAAAUUGUAGAGCUGGAGGUGGAGAACCGAGGCCUGCGGGCUGAGAACGAGGACAUCCGCUGCCAGUACGAGAGGGACUGUUUCGGCCGGGAGCCCUUCAGCAGCAUGCCCUCCUCCCCGUACGGCGGAGACGCUCUGGAGUCAGCCGGGGAGCUGCGGCGCCACCUACAGUUUGUAGAGGAAGAGGCAGAACUUCUCCGGCGGUCCAUCUCGGAGAUCGAGGACCACAACAAGCAGCUGAUCUCAGAACUGAACCGCUUCAAGUUCGGCCCGAGAGACGAGGAAGGCGAGGUCGGAGUGAUGAUGAUGAUGAAGUCCGGUAAUGGGAGUAACGGAAGCGGUGUGGUGAUGAUGGAGGAGCUGAAGGCAGCCAGGAUGCAGAUAAACGAGCUCAGUGGAAAGGUGAUGAAGCUACAGUAUGAGAACAGAGUUCUGAUGUCCAACGUUCAGCGCUGUGACCUGGCCCAACACCUGGGCCUCCGCACCGGCUCCCCACGGGACAGCGAUGCAGACAGCGACACCGGCCGCCGAGACUCCGCAGAGGAGGAAGAGACUGGGAGGCUCCUCCUUCUACACCCCAAGAGGGAGGGGCCUGUCGGUGGCGAGAGCGACUCGGAGGACCUCUUUGAGAAGACCACCACAACCUCAGGGUUUGGAAGUCACAAGCCCUCGGACGAGCUCAGCGGGCUCAGCGCCACCGAACUAUCUAAUCGUAGGCGAGAAGACCGCGAGACGUUCACGAAUGUCAAACGAGAAGCAGAGCGCCUUGGGAAGACCGUAGAUCGUCUCAUUAGCGACACGGAAAGUCUGAUCUAUGACGGAAAGAUUUUAAUAACAGGAGGGGACAGUUUGAGUCUGGCUCUGGAGGGCAUUAAAGAAGACACCGAUCCCAAACCAGACUCACAGGUCCUGGACACUAUCAACACCCGUAUGAAGGCCUUCCGUACAGAGCUCCAUAUCUUCAUGGAGAAGGUGGAUCACCUGGGAGAGGGCCUGAGGGAGAGGGGAAGUGACCGGGAUCGGGGAGACGACCUGUCACCCUUGCCCAACCUCACUGAGUCUAGUAGCUUCCUGUCUGGAGUCACCUCCAUGUCACGAGACUCGCCCAUCGGCACCCUGGGACGGGACCUGGUCACAGAUUUCCAGUCACGGUCCGGUGUGAGGGAUGAGCUGGAGUGGCGUCUAGGACAGGAGCGAGCCGUGGAGACCCAGAGCCAGGAGGGUCUUCCUCAGGGCCCGGCCCAGAACAGGGGAGCCAUCCUGGGACACACUAGAUACCACAGACCCCUCCUGGCUUCUUUAAGACUGGAGGAUGAGGAGCGGAGGCGGCUGGAUCCGCAGGGUGUGAGGCCCAGGGGGGGUCUGGAUCUUACUGGCCUGCAGGCCCACGAGGCUCCCUGGGUCCAGGAAAGAACCCUACUGCAGCAGGAGGUCCGGUUGUUCAGACACAACACCAUCAUCUUCUAUAUGAAGCUACGCUGGAUCCUUAUGCACUGGAGGCUGGGGAAGAGGACAGAGGCAGGGGAGGAGACCGCACACGCAGAGAUGGAGGGUAUUCCAGAGCUGAUCUUGGAGCACGGAGAGGGAGAGACGGAGAGAGAGGACAGGGACAGGUCGUUUACCCAGCUACCUCAGAUAGACUGCUCCGAGCCUGACUCCACAACCCAACUCCCCUCCACUGAACGCCUGCAGAACCAGACACAGGUGGGGGAGAACCGUAGGGUGCUCCAUGCGGUGCGCUCCCUGUUAGAGGAGUUCAGGUCAGAGUUGAGGGAGGAGGAGAACAGGAGGUGCCAGCUGCAGCAGAACUAUGCCAAUGACAAGGCUUCCUGGGAGGUCAAAUGGGCAGAGAUGAAGUGUCAGGUUGCUCAGCUGGAAGAGGAGAGACUAGAAGAGAAAGGAGAGGUGAGAGGAGAGGCCAGAGGGGAGACGCAGGGAGGAGGAGGAGGAGACCCAGACUGGGCCUUUAAACAGGAACGAGAGGAGCACCGUUGCCUCCUGGCAGAGAGCCACAGCACCUCCCUGGACCUCCACUGGAAGCUGCAGCAGGGAGAGAAGAGGUGGGGGAGGGAGAGGAGAGGCCUACUGGAACGCUUCGACCAGGAGAGACAAGAGUGGGACAGCAACAUGAGAAACAUGCACCACGAGAUGGAGAGGCUACAGAGAGAGCUUAACGUACGGAGGGGCAGUGAGGGCUCACCAUCCGACAUCAAAGAAGGGGAGAGAGCAGGAGGACACAGGGGUGUCUUUUCCCCCCAGGAGAGCCCAUGCAAGGCCCCUCGCUCCCCAAGGUCACCACGCUUUCCUCGCUCUGCCAUCCCAGGCCCUGUUUCCCUCCCCACCCGCUCCCACUCCGACUCGGAGGCCCAUGAAGAGCAGGAGGCUGUAGUGAGGUUCAGAGGCCCAACGGAUAACCUUUUCCUGGACGCUCUGACACUGGACCCCCUGGGUGGCCUGAAGGGCCCACCUCCCUGCAGACUGGACUCUGACAAGAGGUUCCCCUGUUUGAACCAGGCUCUGAAUGAGAUCCCAGACAGAGAGGGCCCCUCGAAGUACCAGGAGGAGGAGGAGAUGGGUUUUGGCAGCCUGCUCAGGGCUAAGUCGGUAUGUUCCAUGAGGGACUUCCAGCGUCUGAUGGACAGCUCUCCCUUCCUGCCUGACAGGGGUUGUCAUGGUGACCGUGGCCGUGACGAUGUGACUCCGCCUCUGUCACCCGAUGACCUGAAGUACAUUGAGGAGUUCAACAGUAAGGGUUGGGACUUCCCUGUCCCUGGCCCAUCCCCGACACCAGGCCACCACACCCCUACAGCCAUGGAGGCCUGGGCAGAACGGCCCGCUUCAGAACCAUUCCAGCCGGCCUCGUGGUUCCUAACCACCAGCGCCACUUUGACCACCAAUACCCAAUCCAGCCACGAGCCCCCCUGCCCACCACACUGCCAGCGCUCCCCACUCAGGGGAAACGGGGGUAACAUAGGAGGGGGAGCAGGGGUACACGUCUCCCACAGCCCCACCCGAUCCCCCGGGCCCUCCGAUCAAGACUACCUGUACCCCAAAGGAACUAAGGGGCAAGGGGGUGGGGGUGUUGGUGAAGUAGAGGGUGCCUCCGGGAUUGGGGGGGUAGGAGGUCCAGACGAGGUGUUUGGUGAUGGUAGGUGGCCUCCUUCCUGUCAUAAGGAGUUAUUAGAGGGUGGGGGGGGGGUUGGGGGUCCCAUCCCCACAGUGGGGUACGCCUCGUCUCUGGAGCUGCAGCUGUCACGGAACCUCAGUGAUGACAUGAAGGAGGUGGCCUUCUCCGUUAGAAACUACCGCUCUGGCACCUCGGACCACCUGGAGCAACAGAGACAGCUCCGAGAUAUGGCGUGUCAGACAAAUGGUUUCACCACUCGGGGAACCCAGACCACUCAGACCAUCAGCGUGGGGUUACAGACAGACAUCCUCCGCACCCUCACCAGCUCCCCCCACCGCUGCCUCACCCCUAAAGGAGGCUCCACCCCCAUCUCCUCCCCCUCCAGAAACAUCCGUAAGAUACAGUACUCUCCUGUAGUCCAGUCCAAGUUCGAGCGUCCAUGUUGUUCUCCUAAGUACGGCUCCCCUAAGCUCCAGAGGAAGCUGUCAACAUCAUCGAAGGCUGACCUCCAAGGUGGGGCCUCAAGCUCCACGGCCGGCCCCAGGGCCCCUACCCCUACCACCCCCCAGAAGGGUGCCUCUGAGUCGGCCUGGGCUCGCUCCACCACCACCAGGGACUCUCCGGUCCACACCACCAUCAACGACGGCCUGUCUUGUCUCUUCAACAUCAUAGACCACAGCCCCGUGGCCUACGAACCCCCGCAGUGCAAAUUCACCAAGUCCCCCAGCCGCUCCCGCCCCACCCCCCUUGACCCCUCACCUCCUGGUGAACCCGGUCUACCCCCCUCAGACCUCAAAGAUCCAAGAUACCUUGGAGCUGUCCAGGAGUUUCUGAGGAAUGUCCGCGGGCGUUCUCCCAGCCCGGUGCAGCUGAUAGUAGAGACCCAGGGAGGGCCGGGGGGGACAGGGGGGGAGAGGACACCGGAGGUGCUCAGUAUACGCCAGGACCUGUCUGCUCCGCCUGGAUACACCCUGGCAGAGAACGCAGCCCGUCUGCUGAACAAGAAGCUGUUGGAACAGAGCUUCAGGGAGGAGAAGAGACUGGGGUCUGGAGGGACUGGUGGGUCCUCAGCCCAGGGACAGGGAGGCUACACGAGAGAGGGGCGACAGGCGGAGGGAGAAAGGAACCAGUCGGGGUGUUUGGAGGACCUCCCUCGUUCCCCGGUGGCUCCACCCCUGGAGUCGUGUUUCCUGCGUCCGGCGAGGCCAGCCAACCGCCGCCCCCCCUCCCGCUGGGCAGUCCGUUCUCCCUCCUCCUCCCCCCGAGGCUGGCACGAUGUCACAGGGCGGAGGUUCACCUUCCCCAUGUUGACUGGGACCAGUAAGAUUGAAGCCACCUGUAUGCUGGAGCUGGACGAGACUGGACCAGGAACAGGAACAAGACUGGAACCAUCGUCUUCUGCAUGAUAGAAUCGUUGCCCAUUACCCUGUCCUCCUUAACUCCCUUAACUUGCUCAACUCUCUUCCUCCUCUCCUCCUCUUCCCCUCCCUACUCCUCUCCACCCUCACCUCCUCCUCCCUGAGCCUGUCCAGACUGGGUACCUCAGACCCCCCCCCCUUCUUUCGUAGGAAGGAGUUGUAAAUCGGGGGCUGAGACCCUGUAGCACCAGCUGACCAACCAGGAAGAAAAAGAACUGGAACUUAGAACUCUGGAAUGAAAAUGACCUGGAAUGUACUGUAACCAUGACAUCAAAAACAUUGUCAUCAGAGGUGCCUGUACUUGAUUUACUCGUAGUUCCAGCUGAUAUAUGUGUAUAUGUAUGUUAGUCUUAUAAUGGAAACUUUUUGAGGUGUUGAAAGAAAACAUUAAAACCGUUAUUAUAAUACUGGUACCAACAUGGUUUUACAAAAGUUCUGUCUGUUUACCUUUAGUUUAUUUUGCAUUACAUAUCAUUUGUUAUAUUCUGUGUUUGUGUAAAUUCUCGGGUAAAACUUUUUUCUUAUUAAGUUGACCAUACUUUAUGUUACUGUUUGUUCCUUUCAAAGCUUGAAGUCAGACUACUCAGUUGUACUGGUAGAAGAAACAAACUAAACAAACACUACUGUUUCAUGAUGUCAUUUACGAUGCUAAAUGUAUGUAUGUUUUUAUUUCUAUAAGUUGAAGUGAAUGUUCAACUCGGUAAACGUGUAGGAGGAAACAGGGAAAAUAGCAACUGAAUAACUUUUCUGCAUAUGUGGGGAGGCAGUUGUUGAAUGGCCCCCUACACCCACGUUCAAAAAACAUGGUUUAAUUAUUACAUAUUUUCUUUAAAGAGCAAGGUUGGGUUGUUGAUGUUGGGUUAUUUGGUGCUGGGUUAUUGAGCUUUGACCCUGCGGGUCAGAUCCGAAGACUGGGGGCGUAGGUUACUACGGCGUGGCAUUCGGAUAGUUAUUUUUAGCCACCCGUGUGAGUAAAUGUUGUUACUGUUCAUCUGUUCUGUUGUAUAGUUAUCACAUGUAAAAGUUGAACAUGGAUUUCAAUGAGGUUUACAGAAAUGUACAAGUUCCCUAAAAGCCUAUGCAAAUCCAAUUGCUAGAAUAGAUAUCACCUUAUUAUACUAUGUAAUGAAUAAUCUUCAUAUUCUAGAAGAAUGUGUAAAAUACAACAAAAGGAACCAUUUAAUUUGCAGUGUGUAAACUUAGAGACAUGUUCCGGGCUGGAUGUGUCAAUGUGUAGUUCAUACAUGCAUAUUCUUGGAGCAGACUUACUGUCUUACCUCAAUUAGCCACAAAAUCCCUAGUUUGAAAGUGACUGUUUUUUGGGGGGAAGCUCUGCUGUGCCAUUUUCCCAAAAUGUUCCCCCCCACGUCGGCCAGACCCCUAGCAAUUUGAGUUCUAGCUAUUGAUCUUCAGAGCCUAGCUAGCAAGAUGCACACACAGCAAAGGGAGGGAGAGGGCAGUGUCAUGGUGCACAUAUGUGAAGUAAUAAUAUGUGAAGUAAUAAUAAUACUCACUAACAAUACUUCUCUCUCUCCUCUCUCAGGGAGAGAUUUUUCAGGGACCACUUUUGGCUCUUGAACGCUACUAUUCAGAACUACUGGAUAAAAUGCAAAAUGACCCGGAGAAUCUCUUUAACACGAUACACCGGACUGACAUUUACUAUCACGGGUGGCCAAUAAGAUCUAACUGAAAGCCAAGCCCCUAAUAAGCCACGCUUCCUGAAAAUAACCCGAAGGAUAACAUUCAAAAAGACCCAGCAGCUAGAUCAUCCCAGUAUACCCAAUUGAUGAUUAAAUUAACCCAUGUUUUGGGUAAUCCCAAAACCCCAAGAUGUUGUGUUUAUUCAUGCAACCCACAUGGCUGCGUCAAAAUAACCCAGCGUGUAUUCUGUCCAAUAUUGUACCCAGCACUGGGUUACCAAAGAACCCAAAUUUAGUUAUUCAAACACAGCAUUUAAAAAUACAUUUUUUAGAGUCGGCCAUGGUCUAAAGUAGUGCACUACGUAGAGAAUAGGGGACAAUUUGGAAUGCAAGCAUAUCUGCAUGCCUUUGGAAAACACACUUUAGUGCAUAUGUACAUACAAGCUGCUGCGGUCAUUGUGCUAGAUCACCCAGCUUAGAUAUAAAAACUAAACUAAGGCUAGGAUUUACGAGGGAGCCCCAGGGAGUCACCGUUGAGACCAGUGUCUCUUUUACGAGGGAGCCCCAGGGAGUCACCGUUGAGACCAGUGUCUCUUUUACGAGGGAGCCCCAGGGAGUCACCGUUGAGACCAGUGUCUCUUUUACGAGGGAGCCCCAGGGAGUCACCGUUGAGACCAGUGUCUCUUUUACGAGGGAGCCCCAGGGAGUCACCGUUGAGACCAGUGUCUCUUUU
Oncorhynchus tshawytscha (Chinook salmon) is the source of this 9396-nucleotide messenger RNA. Its product is annotated as microtubule cross-linking factor 1. The record is from RefSeq and is a predicted model, not a curated record. Bases 835 to 7011 code for a protein of 2058 amino acids. NCBI's taxonomy places the organism in Eukaryota, Metazoa, Chordata, Actinopteri, Salmoniformes, Salmonidae. The transcript is spliced from 18 exons. Gene Ontology annotation, biological process: regulation of autophagy.